GACUACAUUUAUUUCAUGUAAUAUACAGACUGUGUCCAUCCUCAUCAUCUCUACCAAUGAUAGUUUUAUACAGAAUAUAAAUUUUUAGAUUUUUAGAAAUUCUGUUAGGUAUAAUUAGGAAACCAGAUCAUUUUAAUCAUAAAUUUCCUGACAAAUAAAAAUAAAAAUGUUGUUAUAAAAAAAGAAAAAGAAAAAUAAAUACAUCGGAUGUGUUUAUAAAUACCAUUGACAGAAGAAAACAAAACAACAGCCAAGAGAAAUAGAAACCGUAACAGAGAAAGAGUACGAGCGGCUUACCAAGACAGCAGCACCCAUGUUAGCAUCAGAAGCCCCCAAGACAAACGCUGCCAUGGAAACGCAAUCUGCUGCCAACGGCGGUAAAAAACGAAGAAAACGCAACCGCAAAAUCUGUAUCUGCGUCACUCUCCUCAUCCUCCUCCUCAUCUUUAUCACUCUCCUCGUCUUAGGCCUCACUCUCUUCAAACCCAAACGCCCAAUCACAACCGUCGAUUCCAUCUCCGUAGAACGCCUCCAAGCUUCCAUCGACACUCUAAAUCUCAAAGUCAUCCUAAACCUAACGCUCCACGUCGACCUCACGUUAAAAAACCCUAACCGGGUCGGGUUCAGCUUCGGUUCGUCGUCGGCGUUGCUUAACUACGGAGGGAAAUUGAUCGGAGAGGCGCCGUUCCCGGCGAGUCAAAUCGGGCCGGAGAAAACGCUGCCUAUGAACGUAACGCUGACGUUGAUGGCGGAUCGGUUACUUACCGACACGAAGCUUGUUAGUGACGUUAUGUCUGGGUCAAUCCCGGUCAACACUUUUGUUAAGGUCUCCGGGAAAGUAAGCGUUUUGAACAUCUUCGAGAUUAAAGUAGAGUCCUCUUCUUCGUGUGAUAUCGUCAUCUCUGUUUCGAAUCGUAACGUGACGAGUCAAGACUGUAAGUCUUCAACUAAGCUGUGAGAUCAUAUUCUUCCGACACUAAGAGGAACAUGAAGCUUAAGUUAACUUAUAGUAGAUCUACUCCACUUUUGUCUUCUUGCUUUUGAAAAUCUUUUAUCUUGUGUUAUGUAUUAUUGGUUUAUUAUUAUUUUUUGCUUUUUAGAACAAAUAAAAUCAAAUUUAUUCGCCAACGUAUCAACGUAACAGAUGGCUAUUUAUUCAACUUUUUCAUAUAAGAAAAACGUCAAAAGGAAAUAUAUCCGAUUUUAAUUACUACUAUCGUAUAAUAUUUAAUGGAGGGAGGCAGACUGUAAGGAAAUAGUUAGUAGUUCAAAUUGCAUUCAAAGCAAUUCUUCUUCACCUAAAUCUAUAAUGCAUAUAUAUGUGGUCUUCCUUUUUUGGGCAAAUAUACGGGAACUUAUCUACAUAAAUACAUUAUAUGUGUGGUUUUCAAGCUCUGCAAAAUAUAAAACUCAUCCACAACCAAAAGACAUUGUUGUUUGGUCAUGACCAGGGUUAAACGUAAACCCAGACGGUGCGUUUGCUGCAUAGUCUCUGGUAUCGUCACUGUUGUCUUCCUUAUUUUUAUCAGUGCCUUGAUCUUGGCAUUCACCACUUACAAAGCCAAAACAAAAGACAGAUGAUUCGGAUCCAGUCACAAGCGUACAGGCAUCUCCUCGCAUAUAGUAGUUGUCUAUAUUCUUGUGAAGAUUUGUCUGAGUUUCAAACAUGAGACAGGGAAGACAUUAGUUUGUAUACAGGGAGAAGCAAGUGAGUAAAAUUGAUCUUCCCUCAGACUGAAGUGGCAUAGGUGGAAAGAUUAUGUUGGAAACAAAGACAGAUCCCAGAGAAAAUCAAGUUGUUGGGACAUCUUCAAGAAACACACUUAGUUGCUAGCUAUAUUGUCUGAUUGCAAGAUCACCAUUGACUUCCCUUCCACGAAAGUGUAGAGUCAAGACUCUGAUUGUAUUCCUUCAUUGUUGUCCUUAGCUUUCAUUCUUUUCACUCCACUUGAAUUUUUUGUAUCUUGUUUGAAUUUUUUUUGCAAGUACAUAUGUUAGAUCUAUGACUGCUUAUUUUCA
Messenger RNA from Raphanus sativus (radish), 2019 nucleotides. Its product is annotated as NDR1/HIN1-like protein 6. Lineage: Eukaryota; Viridiplantae; Streptophyta; Magnoliopsida; Brassicales; Brassicaceae. Bases 314 to 958 code for a protein of 214 amino acids. The transcript has 2 exons. The record is from RefSeq and is a predicted model, not a curated record.